CAGUCAGUCUCAGUGCCUACCUUCACACAUAAGAGGCAGGGCACUCAGGUCUGCCAGAGCGCACAGACCUCCACAUACACACACACCUGCACACUUGUCACAGUCACACACGCACACACACACCAUUCACACACUUCAACACACACACACACACACACACGCCCUCCCUCUUCAAGGUACCCUGCACGACCUCUCACCAUUGGCCAAGUCCCGGAGCCCUCAGCAUCUCCAUCACGGCUGAAGGGACCAUUCGGGAAAGCAGGAGACAGAGGUGGACUAUGAGGAUGCUUGCACGGCUUGUGUUAGGACUCUUCGUCCUCAAAACGGUGGUGGCCAGUCCCAGAUUUUCCCGGCAAGUGGACUUAGACUCAUAUGACAGCACCAACUACGAUGUGGAUCUAGACAAUUUAAAUUUGGAGAACCAGGAAUACGACUAUGAAGAUGGACUGACGAUUGAUGAUCCUCAGAUAGAGAUUGGAACACUGGCUCCACCGGACUAUAACUACCCUGUACCUGAGGCUUCCUUGGAGGAAAAGGAACAAGAAGAAGAGGAAGAGGAGGAGGAAGAGGAAGAGUUGCCCCUAAAACCCCAGCUCAUUCCUCAGGGUUCAGGGGGAUCUGGAGUUCUCAUGGGCCCAAAUACACAGAAAGAGGUGGAGCUGCGUCUGACGCCCAUUGACAUCCUUCAUGUCUCCGGGGAUUUUGGGGGCUCCGUGGGGUCUGGGGCCUCAGGAGUUUCUGGGGCAUCUGCUUCUGGAGCCUCAGGGGUCUCUGGUGGCUCUGGGGGUUCUGGUGACAUUGUCUUCAUCUCUGGAGUUUCUGAGGAGCUCAUCAGCUCUGGGGGAUCCGGGGAGUUCUUGGUAUCCGGGGAUCUCUUGAUAUCUGGGGAUCUCUCAGGCUCUGGUGAUCUCUUGGGAUCUGGGGAUUUAUCUGGGGGAUCUGCAACCUCUGGAGCCUCUGGGGACUUUGUCUCCGGAGGUUCUGGAAUUGCCAUCGAACUCCCCGUGGGCUCUGGAGGGUCUGGGGACCUGUCUGGUUCUGGGUUCUCUGGAGAUCUCCUGAUCUCUGGGGCCUCUGGAAUCUCUGGGUUUUCUGGGGAAUCUGGUGAAUCCGGUGUCUCAGGGAUAACACUGAUAGAUGGAGAGGAGGAGCUGCCUCUCAUUACAGAGACUAUUCCCCACGAGGCAUCGGGUGCUUCUGGGGAGUUCUCAGGAACUUCAGGAAUCUCUGGGGCUUCAGGGGAUGUCUCUGGAGACUUAGGGGUCUCUGGAGUCUCUGGUGUCUCUGGCUCUGGAGAUGUAGAGGUUCCUGAGGUAACUCUGGUCCCUGACAUUGAUAAAGAGGAGGGGCUGCUUCCGACUACAACAGAGCCUCCUCAGGAGGGUACAGGCGGUGUAGAAGGGUCAGUGGGCUCUGGACUUCCAGAGCCUGAUGAGACUGAAGAACCUGACAGGCGAGGAAUGCCCACUUGCUUGCUGUGCACAUGCCUGGGUGGCUCGGUCUACUGUGAUGACUUGAAGCUGGAUCAUGUACCUCCACUUCCCAAAGAGACCACUCACUUCUAUGCCCGCUACAACAGAAUCACCAAGAUCAACAAGUCCGACUUCGCCUUCAUGAACAAACUGAAGAGGAUCGACUUGACUGCAAAUGAGAUAACAUCCAUUGAUGAGAAAGCAUUCAUUGGUCUGCCUGAGCUGGAGGAGCUGGUGAUCCGCGAAAAUCACAUCUCACAGCUGCCUGCCCUCCCAGAGACAAUGGCCCUGAUCGAUGCCAGCCAUAACAACAUUGGCACCAAGGGCAUUCACAAAGAGGCCUUCAAAGACAUGACCAGCCUGCUGUACCUGUAUCUAACAGACAACAAUCUUGAUUACAUCCCUGUGCCUCUACCAGACAGCCUGCGAUCUCUACACUUACAGCGUAACAACAUUCAAAUGAUGCACGAGGACACAUUCUGCAACCUGAAAGAUUUCAACUACAUCAGGAACGCACUGGAGGACAUCCGUCUGGACGGCAACCCCAUCAACCUCAGCAGGACCCCACAGGCAUACAUUUGCCUGCCCCGUAUACCCAUCGGGGAUCUCAUUUAACCACACAGACACACACACUGACUCCCACAAAUACAACCACAUGCACACAUCUUUGUACAUAUUGACACAAAAUGCCACACACACACAGACACGCAAACCAUUUAUUCACUCCUCAGUCAGUAAAUUAAUAAAAGAGCAAGAUUUUAAAGUGUCAAACGUGCUGCUGAUGUGUACUACAGAGCUGUGCAACACUGUGUGGACAUUUAUAUUUCAUAAACACCCACAAGCUUAGAACUACGAGUCAGAUUCUGGUGAUCAAGCACUGAUCUAAUGCACCUUCUUCCUGUUGUUUUUUACACUUUGUAAAACAUCACAUAUACACACUUUCACAGUAUAAUUCAUUCCCUGACUGACCAAAAUGCAUGCACACACAUACAAAUACACACAUACAUGCUAGAACUUUCUCAAAAACUCAAAACUUUUCCACAACUUGAUCAAAAGUUCAUAAAAGGUGACAUUCAGAGAAGUGAGUUUAUUGAUGAAACCCUCAAAACAUCAUGUAUGUUUCUGUUCAGUGUCUGUUCAAAACUGGCAUAAAAAACCCAGUGACAUUGUUUAAAUAUGUUUGUUUUGUAAAAAUAAAAAUAAUAAUAUUAAUAUUAAUGACCAAUCUAACACUUUUGGAAAUGUAUACUAGCAUAAACUUAUUGAAGCUGGAGCUUAAUGAAAGGUAAAUUGAGUAUCUAAUGCAAUAAAAGACGCAUUUAAACACAA
This is a messenger RNA of Sphaeramia orbicularis (orbiculate cardinalfish), 2801 nucleotides long. RefSeq lists its product as uncharacterized. Gene Ontology annotation, cellular component: extracellular matrix. Lineage: Eukaryota; Metazoa; Chordata; Actinopteri; Kurtiformes; Apogonidae. Gene Ontology annotation, molecular function: protein binding. The coding region runs from base 279 to 2087 and encodes 602 amino acids. The record is from RefSeq and is a predicted model, not a curated record. The transcript has 10 exons. Gene Ontology annotation, biological process: articular cartilage development; bone development.